Molecule: messenger RNA, 5884 nt
Organism: Varanus komodoensis (Komodo dragon)
Lineage: Eukaryota; Metazoa; Chordata; Lepidosauria; Squamata; Varanidae
Gene: PCSK2
Product: proprotein convertase subtilisin/kexin type 2
Exons: 12
Coding region: 203-2125 (640 amino acids)
Biological process (GO): protein processing
Cellular component (GO): trans-Golgi network; Golgi membrane
Molecular function (GO): serine-type endopeptidase activity
Source: RefSeq, a predicted model, not a curated record
UCACGAGCUGCCAGCCCCUCGGAUUUCCCUUUUCCCGAGGCAGAGAGAUGCUAAAGCAGAGCUCCGGCUGAUCUGCUGCCUUUGCUGCCUGCACGCUGAUUUACACUCUCCACCCCCAUAUUAUCAGUACUCUCCUUUGCUUAUCUUUCUUUCUGCGAUCAGCGCUACCACCAUCCCCUUGCACUCCCUGUCCAAAAGAGCCAUGAAGACAGAUCCUGCUCCGAACUGGAAGACAGCUGCCCUCUUUCUCGUGGGGCUCCUUGGUUUUGCCUCCGCAGCCGAAAGAACCAUCUACACAAAUCAUUUUUUGGUUGAGUUUCACAAAGGGGGAGAAGCAGAAGCCAAGCAACUUGCUGCAGAAUAUGGCUUUAAUGGGGUCAGGAAGCUUCCCUUUGUGGAGGAUGGGUACCACUUCUUCCACAAUGGCUUGGCCAAGGGAAGGAGGAGGCGUAGUCUUCAACAUCAGCUUCGCUUAGAAAAAGAUCCCAGGGUAAAGAAAGCUGUGCAGCAAGAAGGCUUUGGGCGGAAGAAGAGAGGAUACAGAGAUAUCAAUGAAAUUGACAUAAACAUGAACGAUCCUCUAUUUACAAAGCAGUGGUACUUGAUCAACACCGGCCAAGCAGAUGGGACUCCUGGCCUUGACCUUAAUGUGGCUGAAGCAUGGGAGCUGGGUUAUACAGGGAAAGGGGUAACGAUCGGAAUCAUGGAUGAUGGGAUUGAUUAUCUUCAUCCAGACCUUGCCUCCAACUAUAAUGCACAAGCCAGCUAUGAUUUCAGUAGUAAUGACCCGUAUCCAUAUCCUCGCUAUACCGAUGAUUGGUUUAACAGUCAUGGAACCAGAUGUGCUGGGGAAGUAUCAGCUGCAGCAAACAACAACAUCUGUGGAGUUGGAGUGGCAUAUAAUUCCAAGGUGGCAGGUAUCCGAAUGCUAGAUCAGCCAUUUAUGACUGAUAUAAUUGAGGCUUCCUCCAUCAGCCACAUGCCGCAAGUAAUUGAUAUCUACAGUGCCAGCUGGGGCCCGACUGACAAUGGCAAGACUGUGGACGGACCAAGAGAGCUAACCUUGCAGGCUAUGGCAGACGGCGUGAAUAAGGGCCGUGCUGGCAAAGGAAGCAUCUACGUGUGGGCUUCUGGAGAUGGGGGAAGCUACGACGAUUGCAACUGUGAUGGCUAUGCAUCCAGCAUGUGGACAAUUUCCAUCAAUUCUGCUAUCAAUGAUGGCCGAACAGCAUUGUACGAUGAAAGUUGCUCCUCGACUUUGGCCUCGACUUUCAGCAAUGGGAGGAAGAGAAAUCCUGAGGCUGGUGUGGCUACAACAGAUUUAUACGGCAACUGUACCCUGCGCCACUCAGGAACAUCUGCAGCUGCACCGGAGGCUGCUGGCGUCUUCGCCCUUGCGCUGGAGGCAAAUGUGGAUCUGACAUGGAGAGACAUGCAACAUUUGACAGUGCUCACCUCCAAAAGGAACCAGCUCCAUGAUGAAGUUCACCAGUGGCGAAGAAAUGGGGUUGGCCUAGAAUUCAACCACUUGUUUGGCUACGGUGUCCUAGAUGCUGGGGCAAUGGUUACGAUGGCUAAAGACUGGAAGACUGUCCCAGAGAGGUUUCACUGUGUUGGUGGAUCCAUACAAGAGCCACAGAAACUCUCAUCCAGUGGCAAGUUGGUUCUGACUCUUACAACAGAUGCUUGCGAGGGGAAGGAGAACUUUGUCCGAUACCUCGAACAUGUUCAAGCAGUUAUAACAGUGAACUCUACCAGGAGAGGGGACUUGAAUAUCAACAUGACUUCACCAAUGGGGACUAAAUCCAUUCUGCUGAGUCGGCGUCCAAGAGAUGAUGAUUCCAAGGUGGGCUUCGACAAAUGGCCAUUCAUGACGACACAUUCUUGGGGAGAAGACCCCAGAGGUACUUGGGUGCUGGAAGUUGGGCUGGUUGGUAUCCUACCCCAGAAGGGUGUUCUCAAGGAAUGGACAUUAAUGCUACAUGGAACUCAAAGCGCACCCUACAUAGACCAAAUAGUAAAAGAUUACCAGUCUAAAUUGGCCAUGUCCAAGAAGGAGGAGUUGGAAGAAGAAUUAGAUGAAGCAGUAGAGAGAAGCCUCAAGAGUAUAUUGAGCAAGAACUAGCCCUGCUUUGCAUGUCAGGCAACCUCCUUCCCCUUCGCCUUUCCUGAGCAUUUCCAUUAGGCACAUUCCAGUUACUGCCUCUAGAUCAGUCUCCUAACAUUCUGAUUUUAGAGUUGUCUCUGUUGUCUACUUUAAUUACAGUGGAAAUUUCUGAAUUCUGAGCCACAGGUAUAUUAUUAGCCACCAGCUACUUCAUAGGAGCGGGUGCCUGUAACUUUGUUUUGCAACUGGGAUGAUUAUGGGUAGCGUUUUUAAUUUUAUUUUUUGUGAAAAAUAGCAACCAACUAAAUGGUGACCACAUUCCUCUUCCUAUUUUUUAUUUUUUGUUGCCAUGUUUUUGGACAAGUGAAUGUUCUCACUGGAAAUUUGGACUUGCUGAAACAUAGAAGUGGGGAAAGAGAAUCAGAUGCCACAUGUUACGUUAUUUGUGCAUUUUUUAGAAUGCAUACUUAAAUUGGACACUUUUAUUCUGAAGAAAAAGCAGCAAAUGCCUCCUAUAUUGCUAUUUGCCUCCAAAGGUACUGGCUGCAGUAAGCAAUACCUUUAGGAGAAUAUCCGAACCGGGCAUAGGUGCAAUUUUCACCAGGAAAUCGGAGCAAGACUCUGUAGCUGUUUUUUCCCAUUCAAAAGUGGCCAGCUAAAGCAUGCUUUUGGGAAAAGGUGAGAGUGUGUAUUUGGCCUAAUAUAAGUUCAGUUAAGUUCUUAGAACCAAUAAAAACACAUUCGCAGCCUGAAGGAGAUUACAGAACACUUUCUCCCAGUGUCUUUGCCACUUUAGGCUGUGAUUGAUACCCAGUUUCCUGGGACGAUGCCCCGUUCAACUUAAGGGAACUUAAUUUUGAGUUGACGUGUAUAAGAUUACACUGCAAAUAAAUGGAUGGAACCUGCGGGUGAGUUCUAGUAUCUUUCCUUCUCUUAAUCCCCACCCAGACCCUUGGACUUAUUUUAGUGCCAUCUAGACCAGAGGGAUCACCAAUCCAUAUGGUGGCAGGAGGUUUGUUCUGGCAUGAAAAAUAAGUGCCUCCCCUUAACUCUAUCAUAGUCCUUUUGGGUAGAUCAGUUUGCACAACAGACAGUCCACAUCAUAACCAUCAGUGUCCUUAGAUACAGUCUUUUGAAUAAUUUCCUAGAGAUGCAGGAGGUGCGUGCAAAAGGGGAGGGCUACAAUCUACAGCAGCCAACCCUAGAAUGCUCAUUUUGUCUUUGCAAGGAAACUGCAGCAUGCUGUAGCCAAAGAGAAACUAUUCAGAAAGUGCUUCCUCCUUUUUCUGUACAACAGCAUUUCCCAGCUUGGUGCCCUCCAGAUGCUUUGGCCAUCAGUUCCUUUCAGCCCCAGCCAAAGCGGCCAAUGGUCAGAAUUCUGAGAGCUGCAGUCUGGAGCAUCCAGAGGCUAGUUAGAAAAGGUUGCUGUAAAAUUUGAGCAAAGAAUGAAACAAAACCAUUCCACUCCAGAAAAGCUCCAAAAUGGAAUCUGGCCACCGAAAUAACUUCUGCAGUUCAGGGUAAGCGUACUCAGAUGCUGGGCGGUAAAGUCGAGCUACUCCCUAGCUGAGCAUCAAUACUGGACUGUAUCCCUGGGCAUUGCUAGGUUUAUGCAGCACAAUACAGGUGUAGAAAGAGUGCAGGGAAAGUACAGCUUCUCACUGUAAGAACUUGAGGAUGGGAACUAGGAACUAGCACUACUUCUUGGUUGACGCUGUACCCUUCUUCCCACCCCAGCGUCUUUUUCCAUCCCACUGUGUGGUGUUUUAACCACCUCUUUGCUGCUUCCACGUUGCGUGUUGGAUCCCCGCAGCAUCUUAGUCCUGGGAAUUAUCCUUAUGGGGCCAGGCAUUCCAGGAGUUAUCUGCAUCCCAGGAAUUAACUUAAUUCCUUGAUGGGGUCAUGACUGUACUUGAAAUAAUGGAUAAUUAAUUGGAGACGCUUAUUUCUAAAAGUACAAAUUGGGUGGUGAGAAGUAAGGGGAUUAGCAUAAUUUGUGUUGUAUGAUAUAUAAAUCUAUGUGCUAGAAUGACAUUUGGGAGAUCUCUGUUCCCCACCCCCCACCUCCAAAUCUCCAAUAUAGCGGAGCACAUUGGCAAAGACUAAGCUUAGACUUGAAGUAUUUCUGUUAGAAAUUCUGAUUUUUUGAAGUUGCUUUUAAAAAUGUAUGAUGCAAACAAGCCCAGUGAAGUUUCAGUCAAACCACCAGUUGAAAAUUCUGAUAAAGAUAGCAGUUGGCUCCCAUUAAUCAGGAUCUUGGUUGUAUCUAACUCAACUUUUGAUAUGUAUCAAGGGUAAAACUUGCCAUUUGAUUGAAUAAUUGGUGACACUGUCUAGCCAAAGUUGAGUCUGUCAGAUAGUAUUAAUCAAAGUGAAAAAGGUGCAUUAAAGCCUUCAAGGUGACCUUAGGGCACAGUUCUGUAGAGAUACCUGUAAAUCUCCAAAGUCGGAGGAUUAGGGGCAUCCUAUAAAGGACAGGAGGAGUGUAAAGGCAACAGAUACCUCCAAAUUCCUCUCUCUCCACUGAUUUUUUUGCCAUCUUGCUGCAACACUUUGAAGUGGGAGGGAGGAAGAUUGAGAGACUGGCUGAAUGCAUCGUAUCAUGGUGGAUCUGGUCUGAAAGCUCAUUCUCUCCUCUUCCAAGAUCACUCUGAUGACCUUGAGCAGCAGCCAGUGCCUUUCUUUCUGCAGCAGCUGUGCAGGGGGAGGAAGGGCUGAGCACAGAUCCCAUCUUCCAGCUUGCAGUGAUUUUCCAGCCUCAUAACUGGAGCUCUGAAAGAUCCUAUGUCCACUCAUUGUCUAGCAGCCACAGGAUUGCUCUACCCAAAUUUAUAUUUAUCAGAAAUAUAAACUUGGCAUUAAAAUAUCUCAUCAUGGAGUUAUUUACUUAUCUGCAGGUUUGUUAUAUGAUCUUGCCUUGAUGAACUGCAUUAAAAGACUGAUCCUACCACAAAGCCCUGGCCUACAUAACCCCAGUGAUGGAUGCCACCAAUACAGACAACAUCUAGAAACUAAUCUAGAACCGUCGAUAGUGCAUCUCUGUCAUGAAUGUUUACUGCAUCCUGAUUGUUUAACCUAUUACUUAGGAGCAAGCACCGUUGAGGCCAGCAGGGCUAAUUUUGCAGAAUAUGCAUGCGGGCUCCACUUAGGCCAUCUCUCCAAUGACUCAGUGGUGGCAUUUCUAGCCUGGCAGUUAUUGACGCUUAGGCUAGGAUAAACAGGGAUAGAACGGUGUUGCUGCAGUAGGUUCCAGACUGGGGUGGGUGGAUUAGCCUGUUCCCAAGCUGUGCCCCUUUGGGGUACAUUUAUUCAUUUGUCCAUACCAUCCUGUUCCUGUUGCUAUCUUUCUUCAUUUACACAAAAAAUUAGGAAUACGCAUUUCUAGUGAUCUCUUGUCCCAGUGCAUAGGGAUGCAUUCUUGAGCUGAGUCCUGCCAUCACAACAUGCGGAGGCAUCUGAAAUGCAAAGAACAGCCACAGUCCAAUCUGUGCAAGAUUUUGUGAGUGAGAGCUGACCUCAUUAGAAGCAUAAACUAUUAUCCUCAGUUGUCUGGCACACAUACCAAUUAGAGAUGUGUGAAUCAGCUAAACUUGAGUUCAGCAAAAAUAAUUUUUCUUAAAAAAAUCCCCAAAUUCCAUCUCAAAGCUCAUUCCAUAUCAAAAGGCAAGAAGUGUUUUCAUGCAUUUCCCCCCACAUGUUUGCAUCAGUUAUGGGCCUCUUUGAAAUGCUUGCAUUCUUCUUCCAUUAAUUGAAGGGCAUUUGGGUGCACGGAUCAGG